AUGGGCGAGUGGACCAUCCUGGAGCGGCUGCUGGAGGCGGCGGUGCAGCAGCACUCCACCAUGAUCGGCCGCAUCCUGCUGACGGUGGUGGUGAUUUUCCGCAUCCUGAUCGUGGCCAUCGUGGGCGAGACGGUGUACGAGGACGAGCAGAGCAUGUACGGCUUCAACGUGCCGGCCAUCUUCGAGUGUGACAGGUACCCGUGUGUCAAGGAGGUCGAGUGCUACGUGUCGCGGCCCACGGAGAAGAGCGUGUUCCUGGUGUUCAUGUUCGCCGUGUCCGGGGUGUGCGUGCUGCUCAACCUGGCCGAGCUCAACCACCUGGGCUGGCGCAAGGUGCGCGCGGCCGUCAGGGGGGCGCGGGCGCGCCGCAAAUCCCUGCUGGGGGACGGCCGCAGGAAGGAACCGGCACCGGCACCGGCACCGGCGCUGGGCAGGACCCAGUCCAGCGAGUCGGCCUACGUGUGAGAUGGGACUGGGAUGGACUGGGAUGGACUGGGAUGGGACUGGGAUGGACU
Sturnus vulgaris (Common starling) is the source of this 515-nucleotide messenger RNA. Lineage: Eukaryota; Metazoa; Chordata; Aves; Passeriformes; Sturnidae. The record is from RefSeq and is a predicted model, not a curated record.